GUGUGUGUUUUCCAUUGUGAUUACGUUAUAUCUGUUCUAGUUAUGUUGCUGUUUGUGUUGUGCUGGAUAGUGUUGUAUUAGAUUUGAAGGUUAUCCGUCUUGUGACAAAGAGUCUUGAGCAACAAGCUAAAGGUGUUGUGGUUGACAUCGCUAAUGUAUUACAACUAGAUUAUAAUUGAUAAGAAGGAAAUAGUUGAGGAAUUUAUAGUUUUAUUUGCUAAAGAUUUUGAAACCAUGUUUAAGAUAAAAUCAACCAAGAAAGGUUUUGGGUUGAUUAUUGUGUUUGGUCAGAAAUUGCACAACACACAAGCUAGCAAAAGAAGCCUGUAUUGUCUUCUUGGCUGAUUUUAUUAAAAUGUUACAUUGUUUAGGAAAGACAUCUAGAAUAUUUUGGAGUUUAAAUUGGACAAACAAAUUGUUUUAGUUGAUUUACCAUAAGAUUAAGAGAGACUUGAAUGACUUUAGAUUGCUUAAAAAAAAGAAAUUACCAUGAGUAAUUAUUCUUGCCUCAUUUACUAGUUGAUUUGUCUUCAAAUUACAUUCAAGCUCAGUCAAUUAGCUUGUGGAAAGAUAGUUUUUCUUUGAUACUGUUUUAGCUGAGACAUUGAUGGUGGAUGGAGAGAAAUUUUUCAUGGGUAGUAACAUGAGACAGGAGUGGCACGUGUUUACUUAUUUAUUGGUCACACUGAAUGUGGGGACUUUGUUUCGACUUUCUGUCAGAUUGUUUGAAUGCCCUGAGCCAUGCUCUUCAACUCUCCAUACCUCUGAACCCACCUUCUGCAGCAGCCCGUUUGACAUCGCUGGCCUUUUCGCUCUGCUGAGUCUGCACCAUUCAAUGAGCUGGACCACCGUCCUCCAUGUCUGAGACGAAGAGGAGAGCCCCGGUGCCCCCCACCUACGCCACGCCCGCUGAAGCCCGCUCCCAGAUGGAGAGGUCCCCCAGGAACUGGUCUGCCUCAGAGGGGCCGGUCCGGGCCAUCGAGAACCCGGCAUACAUCGAGUCUGACGCAUCAGCGCUGGGCAGAAGACCGGCGCUUCCCCUCCCGGACUAUGAGACGCUGUUCCCCAAGAAGAGGCACGGGGUGCAGGGGCAGACGCGAUGGGAUCACCUCAUCGCUGAGGUCAAUCAGAAGACCAGGGACCAGCCCGAGGGCUUCCUCGGUGAGGAGAUGAGCGUGGACGGUCCAGAGGAGAAGAGACCGGAUCGGCAGCACAGACCGCCGUCUCGGACCAGGCAGAGCGACGGCGAAGGGCAGAGGCCGGCCGACCGCGUUCCUCAACCUCGGGUUCAUGAGGCUAAACCCGUUUCAUCCAAGAAGAUGCCUCCGCCGCCUAAACCCGACACAGCUCCACUCCAAAGACCCACCGUAGACUACAGUCCAAAACAACGGCAGAGCCCUGUAAACGCCCACACGGCUGGGCAGAGGCCAAACGCGUCAGCAUUGCCAGGGUUUGUUGGCACUCAAACACCGAGCAGAGAAGUCCCCUUAGGAAGGGGGAGGGAGGGUGUUGGGAGAGAAGUGUCAGCAGUUGCUAUUGAAGGGCGAACUCUUCAGCCCGCGGUGGUGCCCAAUAUACCCAGCCAAACGGCUCGGGAUGUAAAGACAGAGCUGGCCGUCAAAGAGGUGCCCACAGCCAGACCCAGGCAAAAGGUUGUCAGCAUGGAAGGAGAAAAGCAAGCAGAUGUGCGAGCAACAGAUUCUCUGAAAAGCAACAAUCCAUCAUCCAACCAAAUGGACCAGAAGCUGAAGGAAGGCGAGGCAUUCCUCAGAAGAGAGCUCGUAUCCAAAGAUUUGUGGGCGAAUUCUGAGCAAAACGCCAAUGCAGAUCAUCUUUUUACAGGCAAGGUACAAGAAGAGGCAAAACUGGAAGAUAAGGGAAUGACUGCAGACGAUUUUGAUCAACUUUUUGCUGCAGAAAAUCAAAGUGAUCCCUUUGACAGAUUUUAUGAAGGUGACUCUGAAAAAACUCAUCAGCAGUUUGAAAGAAAAUUCAUGGACUUGAAUCAACCAAAUCCUUCUUUAAAAAAACGGCUUUCCCAGAGAGGUAAAGCGACGCUUGCAACCCACCCUCCGUCCAGCAGCGUAAAUGUCAAACAGGAGCCUACGUUUCAUGGGGACGCCACCACACCCAUUGCUGUGGAAAGGCUUGCAUCCAGAGAGACCGGGAUGACCGCUCCGCUCGCCUCAAACGGAGCAGAAUGGACUGAGAAUCCUCUUGCGGAAGACCCAUUUGGGACGGACCCGUUUGCGGGAGAUUCCUUCAGAUCUUCCGAUCCCCACAGGCUGUCUUUGGAUGAGUCCGGGUCCGAGGCAGAAGGGCCGUUUGGGGGGAGGAAUCUCUUGCGAGCCUGGGUCUCGCCCACCGAGGGUCAGUCUGCUGGUGCACCGAGUGUCAUUGUUAGCGGGCCAGCUUCAUCUUUUCGCAGGCCUCAUCCUGUGAAGCCCAUGAGCUCAGCUGAAAACCAGUUCCCCUCUGGCUCCCCAGCUGUGAAGGACAUCAGGAUCCUUGACACCAAAGCCGCCCACAUCAAGGCGGAGGUCCUGGCGGAGGGCGCCGGAGCCUACACCCAGCUCACCCAGGAGGAGCUCAUCACGCUGGUGGUGAAGCAGCAGCUUGAGCUGACCAAGAGGAAGAACAAGAUCGCGGAGCUGGAGGAGUACAUCGACAACCUGCUGGUCCGCGUGAUCGACGAGAAGCCAAGCAUCCUGCUGGGGAUCAGCUCCAGCAAGCCAGCGUAGGAGAGGGGGAGAGCCGACCCGUACUGAAAGCCUCCUUCUCUUUGUGCUGCGCUGUGCGGCAGUCGGUGUUCCCUGUUGGCAACACAAUCUAUGACGAUGAUGGACCUUCAUUCGCCUAGAGCAAAUGCACUUUCUUUAGUCUCUGGGUUCAGAUAACGAUGUAAUAUCGGUCUGACACGGCUGGACGGUUUUUAAGCAAAUGGAUAAUCACAAGUCAUUAGUCCGCAGGGAUCAACGAUAUAUUCUAGUUUAGAGGGCGUUCGACCCUAUGCUACAGAGACCUUUAAUCAAAUAAUAGAUAAAAGUGAUUUCCACAAUCAUUCUGGCUUCGUUUGCCACAUCUCCCAGAGAAAAACAAUCAUUAUGGUCCCUGCUGACUUCUCUGCUACGAGUCAUUACAGCCGAUCAGUUUCCUGGCUUCAUUGCACCGAUAUCCUGUAGCCAAUUUCACAACACCACACGCCUUAUUGUUUGGUCUUCCAGUGGACUCAGGAGAUUGCUUUUGUAGCUCAGAUGCUGUAUAAUUGUAUCUGAAUCAUGAUCCUUGAUAUAUAUUUUUCACAGUCGAAAGAAUAACUAUGUCAUUACAAAACUGCAAUCUCAAUAGUAGAGUGCUGUAAAUACUGUUGGUUAGGUGGACGAUGCUGAGCCAAAAAGGCCCGCUCUAUAAAGAACCCAUGCAGCCCUAGUCUUAUUACUUGGAUAGCUUUGUUGGGCUUUUUUUUUCUUAACCAAAGUCCAGGUUUCUUAUACCAAAUAUCUGUGAACCUUCUCCAAGUGUUUCUUAAUUUUGUAAUCAGUUACAUUUUGUUCUAAAAAGUUGAAUAACACUGUGCCUAUUUCUGCAGUAUAGUUGUCAUUCAGAAAGUCAGCAAUAACAAGGUAGGCUGCUAGUGGCAGCCCUUUAUUCAUGAUUUGUACCAUGGACAUUAAUGUGAUAUGAAUAUGAAUAUGAAUAUAUAUAUAUAUGAUUCUAUAUUAAUCAUUUUAUCAGUCCACUUAUGCUAUUUAAUCCCUUCAGCACACUAUAUUUUUUUCUACUAUAAAAUAUGUUUGCAUCUCCUAAGCACAUAUAUUUAUGCAAUGAUGAGUGAUGGCACGGUUUGUUGUAAAUAUUGAUGAGAGAUUAAUAAAAAGACCAAGAAAGGAAAGAAACAGAAUUGGAUAAAGGAAAGCUAAUCGGCUUGUUUAUUCUAUGCAUUGUUAAAGUCUAAUAUCCAGCGAGGCCUUUUGACUGUAACCUCCAACACACUAAAUAACACGUAAUCACGUGACUGUCUUUUGUUUAGUAAUGUUAGAGCAAUAAUUACUAACAAUAAUGUAUGUUGAUGUUGAUAUUGGAUUGUGCCUUCAAAUAAAGUGUUACUCUUGCCUUACAAGUGGAUCAUAGUUGAGUACAGGCCUCUGUGUACCUUAAUGACAAAUCAAACUGAAUUUAAUCUAUGAAUCUGUGUGAAAGUAUGUCUGUGAAAAGCAGCUCAGUGGUUCAGUCUUUACAUGGGGAUAUUGUGUAUUUUGUGGUCUCCUACAAAUCUUUAUUUUAUCAAAAGGUUAGCAAAGUUAGCAAUUUUAAUGUCAGACACAACAUCUCAUAUGCUAUAAGUAAGAUCAAAUCUGGACUUACUAAUCAUUUAACCUCCAAUGAAACAUUUCUCUGGAAACAGCUGCAAAUAUGAGAUCUCUUGGAUAGGUUUCAGUCAUCUUUGAGAUUUUAAUUACACGGUUGUGUAUCUCCACCAUAAUAGUUAUGACUUUCGCUGAUCAAUUAUGUUCCAGGGUUAUGCAAAUAAUUGUUUGCCCUUAGCUGUAGGACCUUAAGCCCUUGAGUCUGCUAGUCUGUGCAAUUGACGAAAAACACUGAAUAUUAAGGGAAAAGAUGCGAUGUGAUCCCACAUGCUUCAGGGGAAUGAUAGUUGACCGUAUGCAUGAUUUUGCAGGCCUCAUUCUUAAUGAUAACCAGUGUGACUUUUCUACUCCCUAGAGACAGAAACGAGUAAAAUGGAUACUGAAUGUGUAUCAUUAAUGUUUAUAUUGCAGUUAUUUGUUGGUCAGUUACUCUAACUGUUAGAGUGUGUGUGGAUGAUGCACACUGAUUACUCAAUGUGCUACAGGUGUGCAGCAUAGAAUAUGCUACUAAUGCUUCUUAUACCAAGUAGCGAUUCAUGCAUCUCGUUGCAAUUUGGACAAAGAGAAUAACAAUUGUAAUGUAUAUGUAUUUUAAUCUUAGCACAUAAAUAAAGUUAAGAAAGAGUUGUACGAAGAGUGAACAUACUAUGCACCACAUUGUAUUGAAUACACUUUCAUCAACAUACAAAAAACGUUUAAUUGACACAAGGAGAAGUAAGACUGAAGCCUCCUCAAGCCUCUGUUGUUAGGCAACGUAGUUUUGCAUUGGGCUGCCCUUUACCCUAACACAACCUCGGUCAU
This is a messenger RNA of Gadus chalcogrammus (walleye pollock), 5168 nucleotides long. It is a transcript of the gene rab11fip1a, whose product is annotated as RAB11 family interacting protein 1 (class I) a. The transcript is spliced from 3 exons. Lineage: Eukaryota; Metazoa; Chordata; Actinopteri; Gadiformes; Gadidae. Gene Ontology annotation, molecular function: small GTPase binding. Gene Ontology annotation, cellular component: intracellular membrane-bounded organelle. The coding region runs from base 858 to 2741 and encodes 627 amino acids. Gene Ontology annotation, biological process: regulated exocytosis. The record is from RefSeq and is a predicted model, not a curated record.